This is a messenger RNA of Humulus lupulus (European hop), 1932 nucleotides long. RefSeq lists its product as uncharacterized. Lineage: Eukaryota; Viridiplantae; Streptophyta; Magnoliopsida; Rosales; Cannabaceae. The transcript has 4 exons. The record is from RefSeq and is a predicted model, not a curated record. Bases 1 to 1932 code for a protein of 643 amino acids.
AUGGAAAAAGGGGGUGCAUUCUCGGAUUGGGAAUCGUUUCUUCAGGCGUUGCAGACCCGUUUUGGCACUUCAAUAUAUGACAACCCACUGGGACAUAUCUCAAAGCUCACUCAGACAGGGAGGGUGUCGGAUUAUCGAACGAAAUUUGAGUCAUUGAUGCCACGAAUUUCAGGGGUAGAUCAAUCAAUGUUUCUGAAUUUUUUUGUUUGGGGCCUUAAACUGGAAAUCCGAAGGGAACUCUUGAUGCUGAAACCAGUUGAUCUAGCUGAUGCAAUGGCAAAGGCCCAACUGUUUGAAGACCGCCAUGAUGAUCUUAGUAGCCGCAAUCGAUUCGAGGUCGGACGACCCAUUUGGUCUUCUCGCUCGACCAAUGUUACACCAGCAACCAACACAUUUUCCCAACCAAUGCACAAGCAAACUACAUCCCCAGCAGCAGCUAUAACCAAGUCUUCACUUCCAAGUACUCAAUCUAUACCAAUUAAGCGUUUAUCUCCAGCUAAACUGAAGGAUAGGAGGGACAAAGGUCUUUGUUUCACUUGUGAUGAAAAAUUCAGCUAUGGACAUAAGUGUAAGAAUCAGAUGCUCAUCUUGUGCGGUUAUGAGGAAGAGGACUGUGACUCUUUCCACGAGACAGGGUUUCAAGCGACAGACGACAUUACUGAGGAUGUGGUGAGCCUCAAUUCACUAUCCAACUCCAUGAACCCGGGGAUUUUCUGGAUUAUGGCAAAGCAUGGUGCUGAAACUUUGGAGGUUUUGAUUGAUACGGGCAACAACAACAAUUUUAUUCAGGAGUCCUUAGCUAACCACUUGCAGCUUUCUUGGGAAGAAACCAAACGUUUCAAGGGAGUUGAGCUAGUUCUACAGGGUCAUCGAUUCAUUGUUGAUUUGUAUGUAUUCCCUAUUUGUGGUUUGGAUGUGGUUCUUAGAAUGCAAUGGCUACAAACUUUGGGCCCUUGCAUUCAUGACCAUAAAGCAUUGACUAUGGAAUUUUCUUGGAAAGGAAGUGUAGUAAAGCUAGCUGGAUCCACCGAUGUAUCUACUCACCAGCUGUCGUAUACACAGUUCAAUGCUCUCUUGAGAGAGGGAGAGGGCAAGGGAAUUCUGACUCAGUAUGCUGGUGUAUUUGAUGAACCCAAGCGGCUGCCUCCCUAUAGAGCUGUGGACCACAUAAUUUUUUUGCAACCAGGAUCGAUACCGGUGAAUGUUAGACCCUACCGGUACCCAUAUUUCCAGAAAGAUGUAAUAGAAAAGCUUGUAAAAGAAAUGAUGGAGAUGGGGUUCAUCCGAUCGAGUACCAGCCCAUAUUCAUCGCCCGUUUUGUUAGUAAAGAAGAAGGACGAGUCUUGGCGUUUCUGUGUUGAUUAUAGAGCCAUAAAUGGCAUCACAGUCAAGGAUAGACUUCCAAUUCCCACCAUUGAGGAGCUUUUGGAUGAACUAGGCAACGCUAAAGUAUUUUCAAAGCUGGAUCUUAGGGCCGGCUAUCACCAAAUUCGGUAUUAUCGACGAUUCGUGGUCCAUUAUGCCACCAUUGCCGCACCACUCACGGAGCUAUUGAAACAAGACAAUUUCAAUUGGUCUAAGGACGCAGCUGCUGCAUUUGAGAAACUAAAAAUUGCCAUGACACACACACCUGUUCUUAGACUACCAGAUUUUUCAAAGGAGUUUAUUAUUGAGACAUAUGCUUCUAAUGUUGGCAUAGGAGGGGUAUUGAUGCAAGAGGGAAAUCCCUUGGAUUAUUUCAGCAAGAAGCUUGAUCCCAGAUUUGUUGGGGCUUCGGCAUAUAUCCGAGAAAUGAGAGCUAUUGUAGAGGCUGUCUCUAAGUGGCGCCAAUAUUUUCUUGGACGACACUUCAUCAUUCGAACAGACCAUAAAAGCCUUCGUGAGCUGUUAACGCAAGUUAUUCAAACUCUGGAACAACAACACUUCAUCUGA